This is a messenger RNA of Auanema sp. JU1783, 621 nucleotides long. Lineage: Eukaryota; Metazoa; Nematoda; Chromadorea; Rhabditida; Rhabditidae. The record is from the annotation of a GenBank genome assembly.
AUGAUUAAAUCGGCUGAUAUUAUACCUUAUGCUCUAGGACAAAGCUCGGUAUAUAUUAACCAUAUGUUCAGUACAUAUCUCUUGCUUAUGGUUUUCGUGAUAUCUUUGAAUAGGUAUACCCUCCUCAGUAACAUCCGAUGGGAUGAAUGGAUGUUUUCUCAGGAACGCUUUUAUAUCCACAUAUUACUAACAUUAAGUAUAUCUGCUAUAGUUUCUAUCUUAACAGUUUAUAAUUUUCAAAUUCGAAGACAGUAUGUACCCUAUUUUGGAUAUUUUGACAUUGUACACGGAUCAAGAAACUAUGACAACUUUCAACGUAUACAACUGGCAUUACCUCUUUUUUCAAUUUUGUUUUAUCCUCUCAUCUACUUCAAAGUACGCACACAACGAUUAUUAGUCAGUACGUUCAAAUCGAAAACAAUGAACAACACUGAGAGGAAUAUUAUAACUCAAGCCAUUUUCUUGACCGUAGCUCACUUGUCUCUUGGUGUAUUUAUGGAAGUCAUCUUACAUAUCAAUAUACCUCCGAAAUUAACAGUGCAAUACAUAAGAACACAAGCAAAGACAGGAAAAGAACGAAUCAGAAAAAACUUCACAACAUUCCCAUUCCAACAUCAGUGA